AUGACAACAGAUCUUUGUGGUGAAGAUGUAAUUGUAAGUUUAACUUCUCCUCAGGUUAUAAAAGCCGAGCCCGCGGGGCGCGGCGGCGCGGGCGCGGCGGGCGCUCGCGCGGCGCCGGGCGGCCUGGAGCUGGGCCGGCGCCUGCUGCUGGCGGCGCGCGCCGGCGACACCGCCGCCGUGCUCGACCUCAUGGCCAAGGGCGCGCCCUUCACCACUGAUUGGCUGGGCACGUCGCCGCUGCACCUGGCGGCGGCCAACAACCACGUGGAGACGUGCGCCGUGCUGCUGCGCGCCGGCGUGUCGCGCGACGCGCGCACCAAGGUGGAGCGCACGCCGCUGCACCUCGCCGCGCACGCCGGCCACCGCGCCGUGGUCGCGCUGCUGCUGGACCACGGCGCCGCGCUCGACUGCCGGGACAUGCUGCACAUGACGCCGCUGCACUGGGCGGCGGCACGCGGGCACGCGGCGGCGGCGCGCGAGCUGCUGCGGCGCGGCGCCGACGCGCGCGCGCGCUGCAAGUUCCGGCACACGCCGCGCUCGCUGGCCGCGCGCCACCGCCGCGCCGACGUGCUGGCGCUGCUCGACGCCGCCGAGGCCGCCGCCGAGGCCGCCGCGCUGCAGGAACAAAUGGCAGAUACGCCCAAGAUAGAGCAUGAAUUUGCAACGAUACAAAGAAUACAAGACAUAAAACCGCAAACGAAAAUAAAGAUAAAUCCUGAAAAAACUAUUACUCUAGAGUCCAAAACCGAGCCAAUCUCGACGGGCGCGGCGGAGGCGGAGGGCGCGCGGGCGGAGGGCGCGGCGCUGCUGCGCGCGCACGGCAUCACGCUGCUGCCGGCGGACCGCGGCUGCACCGUGCUGACGGCGCUGCGCAGCGGCCGCACCGUCGUGCUCUCGGAUGCUGGCAAGUUAAUGUUAAAAGAAAGUGGCAAUGGAUGCAACGACAGUCCAAUGUUAAUCGACGACGUAAGUCCAAACACGAGCACUAUCAGUGACACUGCCAACAUUAACACUACAACGGGAAUAAAUAUAAAUAGUGCAAACCUAGUGAACAGUGCGGGUGUAAAUAGUGCAGUCGUUAGUAUAAGUAGUGCGGGUGUUGUAAAUAGUGCUAGUGUAAGCGGUUUGAAUGUGAAUAGUGCGGUGAGCGGGAGCAGUGCGGCGGCGAGCGCGCGCGGCGUGGUGGUGCGCGCGCGCGCGCGGGGGGCAAGGGGUGUUAAGGUCGUCGCGUUGAACAAGCCUAACCAGCCCUUGAAGAAAAUUAUUCAUCCGAGUGAUUUGCAGCAAGUGAAGCUGGUGCAGGUGGGCGGCGGCGGCGGCGACGGGCGGCGGCCCGCGCUCAAGCUGCUGCUCAACAAGGCCAACUUCACGCGCCUGCUCGCCUCCGCCGCGCCCGCCGCGCCCGGCCCGCAGCCCGCCGGCGACGCGGAGCCGGCGGCGGAGGGCGGGCUGCGCGCGCAGCUGCGGGCGGCGCACGCGGCCGUGGCGCGCCUCGCCGCCGAGCUGCGCGCCUGCCAGGACCGGCUCGCCAAGUACGAGCGGCCCGCCUUGCCG
This is a messenger RNA of Brenthis ino (lesser marbled fritillary), 1554 nucleotides long. The record is from the annotation of a GenBank genome assembly. Lineage: Eukaryota; Metazoa; Arthropoda; Insecta; Lepidoptera; Nymphalidae.